AUGUUAUUGAUGCUUGUUGCUCAGGCCACGUCAAAUCAGAUAUCGAAGCGUGAUCCUUUACGACCGUACAUGAAUAUUAUUGAUAGCAUGUUGCAUCAAAUGUUAAAAGAAGAUCCCUCCUUCAAACCUCAAGGUGGGAGGUUUGGGGAGAAUGAUAUGGGCUAUGACACUGAUGAGAAAUCAAUGGCGACACUUAGACGCUGGCUUAGGAUAGCAAGAGAGGAGUACUGUCGGUAUCGAAGCUUUUGCAGUGAAAAUAUGAGCAUUGUCUUGGAAGCCCUUGAGCUGGAAGAUACGGUCAAAAACUAUGAGCGCCGUGAUGCAACUGGAUGGAAACUUAUUUCAAGCUUCAGGCCUGAACGAAAGGGUAGACUAGGGGCUUCUCUGGAUAUGCUUGAGUUCAUUUGGCGUUGUGUUCUAAGAAAGCAACUGGAGAAACUCUUGGCUAUUAUUCUGGGUUGCAUGUCAGCUGCCCUUCUUUUAGCAGAGGCUACUAUAUUGCCCAAUGGAGUUGAUUUAUCUCUUUUCUCCAUUCUCAUAAACUCUGUGGGAAAGCAGGAAAUGCUUGUGCAGGUUGCUGCUUUCUUCCCUCUGAUGUAUAUGUGUGUCUGCACCUAUUAUUCCUUGUUCAAAAUUGGAAUGCUGAUGUUCUACUCAUUCACCCCCAAACAAACUAGCUCACUCAGUUUGCUUAUGAUAUGCUCGAUGGUUGCACGAUAUGCUCCACCAAUUUCAUACAACUUUCUCAACCUUAUCCAUCUCCCUGGUAAUAGGAAAACCAUCUUUGAGAAGAGAAUGGGGAACAUAGAUGAUGCUGUACCUUUCUUUGGUAAAGGAUUCAAUAAAAUUUAUCCUCUCAUCAUGGUUAUAUACACACUCUUACUUGUGACAAACUUCUUUAACCGGGUCAUUGAUUAUUUCGGGAAUUGGAAACUAUUCAAGUUUCAAGAUGAAGUUGAUGAUACAGAUGGAUUUGAUCCCUCAGGACUAAUUAUCUUGCAGAAAGAACGGUCCUGGCUAGAGCGAGGGCUUAAAGUUAGUGAGCAUGUUAUUCCACUGGCAAGGAAUUUCAACAGCAUGAGCAUUGACAUUGAACCUGGCAGUAAUAACACAGUAUGUGAUAAGGCUGCUACAGAUACAAGAGCACAAAGUGCCAUUGAAAUUGGAAAAGGAGAUCAACUUACACCUCUGAAAGAAGAGGCUCAGCAUGACACAAGCAAAGAAGCCAUUAGCAAGAAAUAUUCUGGAAUAAGGGCACACCAGAACACACAAGCAUCCAACGAGAAUUCAACUCAAAAGGACUCGACAUCCUUAACGGUUGAUGCUGGCAACUCUGAAAGUGCAAUGACACCACCAUCAGGGGGAUUAGCCUCAAAAUGGGAAUCAAUGAAGUCUGGUCUUCUAAAUUUCAAAUCUGACUUGGAAGCAAAGAAAUUCCUCCCUUUACGAUGGACUCGAGAAAAUACAAUGUCCGCCGGUGCGUCCUCGUCUGAAUCUCUUGAUGAAAUUUUCCAAAGAUUGAAACGACCAACUCUGGACCUUAGAGACUAUGGUGCUGAGAAUGAUCUUCUUGAACAUGACUAGGAAUUCAGUAAAUUUGGUCCAUCUGGAUAGUCGUACCGCACAUAUAAACACAGCUAUUCCUGGAACAGACUUAGCAGAAGACUUGUUCAUUUCACACCAAGUCUAAAAGAUGUGUGUUUAUGAGGCAAGCUGAAUGCCAACUAUAAUACAAUUUACAUCACCUACAGCAGUAAA
This is a messenger RNA of Theobroma cacao (cacao), 1758 nucleotides long. The record is from RefSeq and is a predicted model, not a curated record. Lineage: Eukaryota; Viridiplantae; Streptophyta; Magnoliopsida; Malvales; Malvaceae.